Ambispora gerdemannii is the source of this 354-nucleotide messenger RNA. The record is from the annotation of a GenBank genome assembly. NCBI's taxonomy places the organism in Eukaryota, Fungi, Glomeromycota, Glomeromycetes, Archaeosporales, Ambisporaceae.
AUGCAUAGAGUGAUUGCUUAUUUUUUAGAUUCACUGCCCACGGGUAACAGUGCAUUAUCACGAAAAUUCACUGUCCCGGAUAAAUUUGCAUUACCACGAAGUGAAUGGAUAUUCACUGCCUCGGGUAAAGGUGCAUUACCACGAAAAAUAAUGGAUGCAUUACCACGAAAAAUGAUGGAUGCAUUACCACGAAGAUUGAUGCACUACCACAAAGGUGGAUACACUACCACGGAGCAAAACAACGACUCCAGUUUUACUUUAGAAAAAGAAGUAAAAAUUCAGAGAAAAAACUUUGAAGAAAGAAAAGCUAAAGAAACAACUCGCAAAACAUCUCUUAGCACUGAGUGUAAAUAG